UCCUCAGCAGAAUGACGGAAGUUGAGAGAAGUCUCUCAACAAUGGCCUUCACUUCAGUUUUAUUUUUUAUAUUCUCAAUUUAUAGUUGUAGCGCUCAGGUACCAUUGCUCAUGUGGACCAGUGAUGGGUACAGCUUGCCACAUCUGAGCCAACCACCAGCUGGUCAGGCAGUCUCUAGUGGGCAGCUCGCAUCUUAUCUGAAAUCUGCCUUGACUGCUGCUCCACACAAUGUGUUGCUCUUCCUACAGGAUAAGCUAAGUAUAGAUGACUUCACUAUGUACGGUGGGGUGUUUGGGAACAAGCAAGAUGGUGCCUUUUUGAACAUAGAGUCAGCACUUCAGGCAUCCUCCAAUCCCUUGGUGUUGUCGGCCCUGGACUGGUCUGCGUCAGACUCAGUGUUGAAACUCUUCCAGGGAGAGCUGGGUAUCACAGCGGUCCACAUCGACCCAAGCACCCUGAAGGAAUUCCAGUUGAACCCUUCACAGCUUUCACUGCUGGCCAUCCAUCUCCCUUAUACUACUGGUGCUGAAUCAAAGGAAUUGCUCCUGAAAAAUGAUGAGAUUAUUGGAGAGGUCCUGGACAUGUUCAAAUCUCAUGAUGUGCCUUACACAGCUGUCUACACUGGCUUGAAGCCCUCUCGAAUCAUUCAGGAUACCCCAAUAAUGGCUAGAAGUUCUGUGGGUCGAUCGUUACUUCAGGCUCCUCCACAGCUGUCUGUGAAACCUCCAGUUAUAUUCAAUAACACAGAAGGACAACCCUGCAUCCUGCUUUGGGCUGACAACCUCAACAUUAGCUAUGCUCAGGGUCAUUGGGUUGAUUUGGGCCCAGAGACCUUUAAUGGUUCUGCCACCUUGACUGGUUCAACUUGCAAUGAAACAAUUUCAAGACUCGUCCUGAAUUACCAAAACUUUACGAAGUUUCAGUCAUUGCGGCUUAUCUUUUCUAUGCGCAAGAUUUUCUUUCCUGUGUCUGCUCGCAACUGGACUGUCAUGGAGCAGGUGGUGCUAGAGUAUGACGGGCAGACAGCGAUCUUUAACGGCAGUGGCGGUAUCUAUGCUCCUGCAGAGUAUUCUUUUCACUGCCAGAGUGUGAGCAGCAGUGAAAGCCCCCUGCUGGUGCCUCGCACUCUUACUGACAACGCUACGCAGUGGAGACUGUCUUUCACUGAUUUUCAGAUCCAAGGAUUUAACGUUACAGGUGAACUCUUCUCAUAUGCAAGUGAUUGUGCGGGGUUCUUCACUCCAGGGAUUUGGAUGGGUCUGCUGACCUCUCUGCUCAUGGUUCUGAUUCUCACCUAUGGCCUGCACAUGAUCAUGCAGCUGCACACCAUGGACCGCUUCGAUGAUCCAAAAGGCCCGUCAAUUUCAGUGCCUCUGAAUGAGUAAUUUUUGUGGGAAUUUGUUUCAUGUUAAUUUACAUGGUUUGUAUGUGUGUCAAAAAAUUCCAGCCCCCAAUGUUGUUGGUAAUCAAGAAUUUAUGGAUCUCGCGCAAUAUCUAAAUGUUUUUAAGAUAAAUAAUGUUUUUCAAAUUAAUUUUGGUUCCUGACUGGAAGUGGUGAAAUAAUCAAUUUUCACUGAAAUUGAAUUAUCUCAGUACACAUACAGUUAUCUCAGUUACACUGUUUAAUGGCAAAAUAGUGGCUCAGAUGUUUACAUACAAUUUAUUAGUAUUUGUUAGCAUUGUCUUUAAAUUGUUUAACUUGGGUCAAACCUUUUGGGUAGCCUUCCACAAGCUACUCACAAUAAGCUGCUGGAAAUUUGGCCCAUUCCUCCAGACAGAACUGGUGUAACUGAGUCAGGUUUGUAGGCCUCCUUUUCCAUUCUGCCCACAAAUCUUUCUUCAGAUUGAGGUCCGAGCUUUGCGAUGGCCACUCCAAAUACCUUGACUUUGUUGUCCUUAAGCCAUUUUGCCUCAACUUUAGAUGUAUGCUUGGGGUCAUUGUCCAUUUGGAAGACCCAUUUGCGACCACGCUUUAACUUCAUGGCUGAUGUCUUGAGAUGUUGCUUCAAUAUAUCCACAUAAUUUUCCUUCCUCAUGAUGGCAUCUAUUUUGUGAUGUGCACCAGUCCCUCCUGCAGCAAAGCAACCCCACAACAUGAUGCUUCCACCCCCAUGCUUCAUGGUUGGGAUGGUGUUCUUUAGCUUGCAAGCCUUGCCCAUUUUCCUCCAAACAUAACGAUGGUCAUUAAGGCCUAAAAGUUACAUUUUUGUUUCAUCACACCAGAGAAAAUUUCUCCAAAAAGUAAGAUCUUUGUCCCCAUGUGCUUUUGCAAACUGUAGUCUGGCUUUUUUUAUGGUGGUUUGGGAGCAUUGGCGUCUUCCUUGCUGUGGAUAUAGAUACAUGUCUACCAGUUUCCGCCAGCAUCUUCAGAAGGUCAUUUGCUGUUGUUCUGGGAUUGAUUUGCACUUCUCACAGCAAACUACGUUUAUCUAUUGGAGACAGAAUGUGCCUCCUUCCUGAGCAUUAGGCUGCGUGGUCCCAUGGUGUUUAUACUUGCGUGCUAUUGUUGUACAGAUGAACGUGGUGCCUUCAGGUGUUUGGAAAUUGCUCCCAGUUGUCUAAAGGCUUUGACAUAAUUUUCUGGAAUUUAUCAAGCUGCUUAAAUGCAGUUAAUUUGGUGUAUGUAAACUUCUGACCCACUGGAAUUGUGAUAGUCAAUUCAAAGUGAAAAUCUGUCUGUAAACAAUUGUUGGAAAAAUUACACGUCAUACUCAAAGAUGUCCUAAAUGACUUGCCAAAACUAUAGUAUGCUAAAAUUACAUCUGUGGAGUGGUUAAUAAAAUUGUGUAUGUAAACUUCUAAUUUCAAUUGUACUAGUCAAGUGCCUAGGGUUUAUGAGAGUUCUCUUUCCUAAUCUAAACAAUAAUUAUUAAUGAAAACUGUCAUUUGAAAAUGAAUACUAAAUCAUCACAAAUCAGAAUCUAGAAAUUAGACAUUCACUCUUAAAGUAACCUCUGAUAAAAGUUCUUUAUCUGCAUGUAUCUUUAUCAGCAUGUAUGGUUUCAUAAAGAACCUUUAACAUCCAUGGAAUGAAAUGUUUUGUGGUGAAAAAAAGUUCUAGGUUCUUUAGUGAACCAAAAAUGGUUCUGUUAAGAUGUCACUGUAAAAAAAAAAAACUUUUUGUGUUGAGUAAUUAAUUACCCUUGAUUUUCUAUGACUUAAAAGCAAAUAAUAGUGUUUAAUUUGGUACCACUUUUUGUUUUUCAUCAGUUAAUAUAACAGGCUGUGACAAAGUGCCAAAAUUACUCGAGCAAUGUGUUUUCAGUUGGCAGUUUGUUUAAUCAAUUAUUUUGGAGCCUAAGUAAUAAAAACAAACACUUUAUAAAA
Molecule: messenger RNA, 3327 nt
Organism: Xyrauchen texanus (razorback sucker)
Lineage: Eukaryota; Metazoa; Chordata; Actinopteri; Cypriniformes; Catostomidae
Gene: atp6ap1b
Product: ATPase H+ transporting accessory protein 1b
Exons: 10
Coding region: 12-1385 (457 amino acids)
Cellular component (GO): proton-transporting V-type ATPase complex
Source: RefSeq, a predicted model, not a curated record